AUGAAUGAAGUACCAGAUACAGCCCAGCAUUAUAUUGAGUGUGACACAGAAUCCUGUAGGAACUUCUCUGAGUUUUAUUGCAAUACCUGUCACCAAAGAUUCUGUGAUCAAUGCAAACAGAGCCAUCUAGAGCAGAACAAAGAACAUGACAUUGUCCUCUAUCAUGAGAGAAAGAGAAAACUUCCAUCAGAGAAAUGCAGGAUCCACCCAACGCAAGAUAUAGAUGUUUACUGUAAAGUUUGCCAGGAUCCUCUUUGUUCUAAACGCUUUGACCAAGACCACAGUGAUCAUGAUAAAUGUGAUCUUGAAACAAUUUACAAUGACAUUUUACAGCAAUGUCAGAAGGAAAUAACUGAGAUCUGGAAAACAGUCAUUCCUAAAGCUAAAGAUAAAGUUGAAUCAAUGAGAAAUAAUGCCAUGAAAGAAAUUGCCAAGGUAAGAGAUUCCAUGACCAAGAGGGCAGAUGAACUCAAGAUGGCUGUUGACAGUGUACUAGCUGAUAAUAAUAAAAAACUGGAUGAUAUUGAGAACUCUGUACUAAAUGAUUUGGAGGAACAACAGAAAGAAACAGAGGGUUACAUAAAGUACAUGGAAAAAAUAACUGCAGACUAUGAGAGUAAAAUGCCUUCAAUAAAAAACACUAAACUCAUAAAGUUCCAAUUAGACUUUUCAUUGUCUACCCUUAAAAUGCCUAGCAAAUCUGAACCCAAACUGCCAACCUUUGCACUAGGUACACUAAAUGAAGAGGAAAUAGCAAAACAAUUUGGUAAAAUUGAAAUAGAUUUAUCUGAAACGUUUGAGCUUUCCUCUGUCACAAAAGUAAGUGAAAAAACUAUCAAGGGCAAAAAAUUGUCUCUGAGUCAUUUGUCUUUCUUACCUCCAAACAAACUGUGGACCAGUGGUGACUUCGGAAAUCUCUUUCAGUAUGAUAUGGAAGGAAAUGUUCUACAGGAAAUAUCGAACAGAAUGUUGUCUAUCCAGGGUUACCACACAGUCACCACAGAGGGAGAACUACUUUACAAUAAUAGCAGUAAAAACGCAGUAUAUAAAGUAACCAGUGACAUGUCCAUCAACAAACUUAUUGAGACAGGGAUCUGGCAGCCUGGAGCCAUCUACUCCUCUCCUAUCAAUGAACACAUAUUGGUCGGGAUGAAGAGAAAGAGAGAAUAUAAAAUAACCAGAUACAACAGAAAAGGAAGGAAGUUACAGGACAUACAGUGGGAUGAUAAAGGGCACAUUCUCUAUCAAAGUAUACUCUACAUCACUGAGAACAUCAAUGGUGACAUCUGUACAUCAAACUGGAACGCCGGUCAGGUUGUGGUGGUGACUGCAUCAGGAGAGUACCGGUUCUCUUACGCUGGUCAGGAGUCUCAGUCUGGAUUCCAUCCAUAUGGCAUCUGUACAAAUGUUCUGGGACACAUUUUGGUGUGUAAUAGCUAUUAUUCAUUAUUUGGGUCUAGUGUCCAUCUGCUGGACAUUAAUGGACAGUUCCUGACUCUCCUCCUCACAUCAGAUCGAUGUCCUUCAUUUCCCAGUGGUCUCUGUAUUGAUGAUCAACACAAUCUCUGGGUUGGGGGAUUGGACAGUUCUACUAUCCUUGUGUACAAGUAUUUGCAGAAAACAAAUUAA
Molecule: messenger RNA, 1629 nt
Organism: Saccostrea cuccullata (small rock oyster)
Lineage: Eukaryota; Metazoa; Mollusca; Bivalvia; Ostreida; Ostreidae
Exons: 1
Coding region: 1-1629 (542 amino acids)
Molecular function (GO): zinc ion binding
Source: RefSeq, a predicted model, not a curated record